AUGGUCCGCAUCGACUAUGCUCCGUGGGGCCUUAACCCUCCUCACAUACACCCUCGUGCCACUGAAAUCUUCACCGUCCGUGAAGGCACCCUCGAGGACUCAUUCAUUAUGAAAGGAAGUGCUAUCGCGAUUGAUGGGUUAAGCAGCCAGAAUCCUGGUGUUAUGAUGGUGGCCAACGCUGUUUUCCGAUCAAAACCAAUGAUUUAUGGCGAUGUUCUUGCCAAGACAUUUCAAGUUAAUAUGACGGUGGUUGAUGCAAUUCAGGGAGGGAUGUAG
This is a messenger RNA of Camellia sinensis, 276 nucleotides long. RefSeq names its product putative germin-like protein 8-1. Gene Ontology annotation, molecular function: manganese ion binding. The record is from RefSeq and is a predicted model, not a curated record. Lineage: Eukaryota; Viridiplantae; Streptophyta; Magnoliopsida; Ericales; Theaceae.